CAAGAAGAGCUCUCACACAUGAAGCGGCUUCCCCCGGUGCUUCCAGGCCGCCCGUAUGACCUGACGGCGGCAACAGUGGCCGCGGACCUGGAGAGUGCUGGAGCCGGCACAGCAUGCGGUGGCAGCAGCCAAGCGCUCCUACCCCGGAGGGAGACGGAGGAGUUCAAUGACCUCCUGGACCUGGACUUUAUUCUCUCCAACUCCCUGUCCCACCAGGAGUCUGUGGCUGCUACAGUAUCCUCGUCGGCUUCUGCUUCCUCCUCGUCCUCCCCUUCGAGCAGUGGCCCGGCCAGCGCACCCUCCACCUGCAGCUUCAGCUAUCCGCUCCGGGCCGGGGGUGACCCGGGUGUGGCUCCGGGCAGCGCGGGCAGCGGCCUCCUGUACGGCCGGGAGUCAGCGCCCCCUCCCACGGCGCCCUUCAACCUGGCGGACAUCAACGACGUGAGCCCUUCGGGCGGCUUCGUGGCCGAGCUCCUGCGGCCCGAGCUGGACCCGGUGUACAUUCCGCCGCAGCAGCCGCCGCCUCCGCCGCCAGGGGGCGGGCUCCUCGGCAAGUUCGUGUUGAAGUCGUCGCUGAGCGCCCCCGGCAGCGAGUACGGCAGCCCUCCGGGCAUCAGUGUUAGCAAAGGCAGCCCGGACAGCGGCCACCCGGUGGUGGUGGCGCCCUACAGUGGGGGCCCGCCGCGCAUGUGUCCUAAGAUCAAGCAGGAGGUGGUCUCCUCGUGCACCGUGGGCCGGCCACUGGAGGCCCACCUGGGCCCGGGCCCUCCGCUCAGUAACGGCCAUCGCCCUCCUGCACACGACUUCCCCCUGGGACGGCAGCUGCCCAGCAGGACUACCCCGACCCUGGGUGCUGAGGAACUGCUGAGCGGCAGAGACUGCCACCCCUCCCUGCCGCUCCCCCCUGGCUUCCAUCCCCAUCCUGGGCCCAACUACCCACCCUUCCUGCCGGACCAGCUGCAGACCCAGGUCCCACCACUCCACUACCAAGAGCUCAUGCCACCGGGUUCCUGUCUGCCGGAGGAGCCCAAACCAAAGAGGGGAAGAAGGUCAUGGCCCCGGAAAAAGACGGCCACCCACACGUGUGAUUAUGCUGGCUGCGGCAAAACCUAUACGAAGAGUUCUCAUCUCAAAGCACACCUGCGGACACACA
Elephantulus edwardii (Cape elephant shrew) is the source of this 1153-nucleotide messenger RNA. Its product is annotated as Krueppel-like factor 4-like. The transcript has 2 exons. Gene Ontology annotation, molecular function: RNA polymerase II cis-regulatory region sequence-specific DNA binding; DNA-binding transcription factor activity, RNA polymerase II-specific. Gene Ontology annotation, biological process: regulation of transcription by RNA polymerase II. The annotation marks the transcript as partial. The record is from RefSeq and is a predicted model, not a curated record. Lineage: Eukaryota; Metazoa; Chordata; Mammalia; Macroscelidea; Macroscelididae.